AUGGCAAUUCCAACUAGACGAAUGGGUAAGAAUGGCCCUCAGGUGCCCGCUAUCGGGUUCGGCACAAUGGGCCUUAGCGCUUUCUACGGUGCCGUGAAAUCUGAUGAAGAGCGUUUCGAGGUUUUGGACCACGCUCUUAAGAUUGGUGCAACAAACUGGGACACUGCCGAUGUAUACCGUGACUCCGAGGAAUUGCUUGGAAAGUGGUUCAAGCGUACCGGAAAAAGAGAUGAGAUCUUUUUGGCAACAAAGUUCGCGUUUUCUGGCGGCAUUGAGGGUGUUCGAGGCGAUCCAGAAUUUGUUAAGGAGCGUUGCGAAAGUUCUUUGAAGAGACUUGGUGUCGAGACAAUUGAUCUUCUCUAUGUUCAUCGUGUGGAUCCAAAAGUUCCCAUUGAAGUGACAAUUAGAGCAAUGGCCGAGCUUGUUAAAGAAGGGAAAGUCGGACAGAUUGGUAUUUCCGAAUGCAGUGCCGAUACGCUGCGCAGAGCUUAUGCUGUUCAUCCAAUUGCUGCGGUUCAGGUUGAAUAUUCGCCUUUUUUCCUUGACGCACAGAGCGAAGAAGUUGGUCUUUUGCAAGCCUGCCGCGAGUUGGGCGUCACUGUGGUUGCCUAUAGCCCUCUGGGGCGGGGGAUUUUGACUGGAGCUUAUAGAAGCUUCGAUGACCUUGAAGAUGAUGAUUUCAGAAAACAGAUUCCUCGUUUCUCUCCAGAGAACUUUCCAAAGAUUUUGGAACUCGUUGAUAGAAUAACUGAAGUCGGAAAGAAAAAGGGAAUUACCGCUGGGCAGACAACUCUUGCCUGGUUACUUGCGCAGGGUGAUGAUAUCAUUCCUAUUCCUGGAACCACAAAGAUAAAAUACCUGGAAGAGAACAUGGCGGCUGUUCAUGUAACUCUGACCCCAGAAGAAAUAGAAGAGAUUCGUGAUGCGAGCAGGAUCGUAGACAAUCUCCCCGGUGGAAGAUAUCCCGAUGGGAUGAGCCAACAAUUGUUUGCCGAUACUCCGGCAUUAUCGAAGUAA
Morchella importuna is the source of this 1017-nucleotide messenger RNA. RefSeq lists its product as uncharacterized. The coding region runs from base 1 to 1017 and encodes 338 amino acids. The record is from RefSeq and is a predicted model, not a curated record. The transcript has 7 exons. Gene Ontology annotation, cellular component: cytoplasm. Lineage: Eukaryota; Fungi; Ascomycota; Pezizomycetes; Pezizales; Morchellaceae.